This is a messenger RNA of Physcomitrium patens, 2187 nucleotides long. Its product is annotated as bifunctional TH2 protein, mitochondrial. The record is from RefSeq and is a predicted model, not a curated record. Gene Ontology annotation, cellular component: cytosol. NCBI's taxonomy places the organism in Eukaryota, Viridiplantae, Streptophyta, Bryopsida, Funariales, Funariaceae.
GAGGAGGGGUUUGAUCGAUGCUAUACACAGUCGGACCCUUUCCAUGCCUCAAAAUUGCAGUUUGAUGAGUAGGUAAAUCUGCGGCGCACUUGAUGACAAUUGGGUCGUAAGCAUGCUCAGAUGCGUGGCCCACCUGCAGCUCCGAUUCUUGCAUCACUUCCAUCGCCGUGCGCUCUCUGGAGCUGCUGGACUCGUUUUGCCUCGCGAUUCUUCGCUCCUUGGCUACUCGAGGAAUUUCGCUCCGGCUACGUCCAUCGGACGCUGCAGCAGCUACAUUGCCACCGCUGCCUUCACUCGGUUGGAUAUCUCUAGAUGUGAAACUCUUGCAUUGGGAAAAACGUCCGCAACCAUCAACGACAUGAAUUUGAGCACGCAAGCUAACACAGGGUUGGCGAAGAGCUUCUGGGCUAGUUGUAAGAGAGAGGCUUAUGCAUCACUCUACCAUCCGUUUGUGGUUGCGUUAGCGGCUGGCACCUUGCCAAAACAAACUUUUCAACGUUACAUGGCACAGGAUGCCUAUUUCUUGGAGGCGUUCAAGAAUGCGUAUCAACUGGCUAUGGAAACCACUACAGACGAAGAGGCAAAGGCCAUCAUUGAGUCCCUUCAGAGAGAUGUGCAGGAAGAGCUCAAUUUGCACUCGUCGAUCAUGCAGUCUUUGGAUGCUACCGAUCAGAAUUGCUUUGAACCAAACAUGGCAACAACAGCGUAUUGUGAUUUUCUGCUAGCCACAGCUACAGGAAGUAACGAAGCACAAAAAUUUGGAAGCACAAGUGCUCAAAUCAUAACCGCUAUGACUCCUUGCAUGCGGCUAUAUGCAUUUUUGGGGCAGGAGCUCAAAAAACACGUUGAUCAUGUUGCUGACCAUCCUUACCAGGAGUGGAUUGAUACUUACUCUGCUGCAGAGUUCGAGGCUGCAGCUUCGAAGAUUGAGCAGCUGCUAGACAAGUUAACUGCUACUUUGACUGGAAAGCAUGAAAUAGCAUUCUUAGAAAGUCUCUAUCUUCAAGCCAUGAACUUGGAGGUGGAUUUCUUCGGUGCUCAGCUGUUAGGGCCUGUGCUCGUACCCUUCCUCAAAUGCCAACCGGCUCCAGAGAGCUAUAUAUUACUUGCGUCUGACUUUGAUUCCACGUGCACGAUAUCUGAUUCAUGCCCCAUAUUGGCAGACCUGACCGUGCAAACUGCGCGAAAAUCUCACGGUGGUCGUUCAGUUGGUGAAUCAGGGGCCAGCUUGUUGAAAAAAAGAUGGGAUGAUCUCGUCAUGCAGUAUAUGGACGAGUAUGAGGACGUUCUGAAGCGAAGCCUGGUGAAAAAAGAUAAUGGCAGUGUUAAUGCGCUCAGUGCAGAGAAUCUCCAAGAGUUUCUGAAGGAAAUGUCCAACUUCGAACAGAAGGCCAAUGCGAGGGUCGAAGAGGCUGCAGUUCUAAAAGGCUUAUCUCUGGCUUCGAUUCAAGAAGCUGGAAAAUCCAUGCCUCUUCGUGAGGGCUGUUCUGACUUUUUUAAGCGUCUGGAAUCAGGAGAGGUUCUUGUUGACACAUGUAUAUUGUCUGUGUGCUGGAGCAAAACCUUCAUCGAAGCUGUCUUGGAAAAGGGUGAAGUUCGUAUUCCAAACAUCAAUGCCAACGAGCUCGUUUUCGAAGGACGCAUUUCCACCGGUGCUAUUAUCAAAAACGUCGAAACGGCUCUUGACAAGCAAAGACACUUCGUUCAGUUGCUGGAUAAUCUAAAACCAACUCAAGACGUGCUGUCCAUUUAUGUUGGUGAUAGUCUGACUGAUCUUCUCUGCCUAAUCAGAGCAGACCUGGGUAUAGUUCUCGGUGACAGCAGCGCUCUGAAGCAGGUGUAUGGGCCAAAAAUGGCCCCCCUCUUCAUGAAAGCCAUACUCUUGGAGCAGGCAAACAUGCGAGGCAGGCAGCAACCCACAGGUUACGUCUUCACUGUCUCCAGUUGGUAUGAGGUGGAAGCCUUUCUGUUGGGUCCUGCUAGAAACAGACCUUUGUACAUCUAGCUCUAUUUUUUAUGACAAAGAAGAUCACUGUGAUGCUAAAACAAUGUGUUGAGUUGAGUGCCAGUUGAUGUUUCGAUUGUUUUUAUGGCAUUUUCAUUCUUAGCAAAUUAGAAAGCAAGUUCAUUCCAACAUUCUAAUGUUUACAAGGGAUUGAUUGCUAUCAAGUUUUCCUUCAUUGUUCA